AAAAAAAAAAACCAUGACGAGGGGGAAAAUACAAUAGCAGCCUGUGCGAGCUUGUUCUUUCAGUACGUGGCUCUCAGGAGCUUCCUGAUCGCUGCAGUGGCGGAGUGUGUGUGUGUGUGUAACCGUUUGUGUAACUGGGCUCUGGAGGAAGCAGGCAGCCUGACCCAGUUCCAGACUCAGGCAGGCCGAGAGACAUCGCUUAUCGGACAGAUCGGACUUGUUCUCUGGCACCGCUGAUCACAGACUCGCUAACAUUCUGACGCUCGGAUACAGAGAGACGAGCAGAAGAGGGAGCGAGCGAGCGAACAAACGGUCCGCCUCACUUUUUUUGUCCUCCUCGCCCUGUUUCUUUGAGCUCUGCGGCAGCGAGGCUUUUCUCUCAUUCUGUGUUUCCUGUCAGCCACAUAAAAUGUCUGACAUGUGGCCAGCGUCUAAGAAGGGAAGGUCUCUUUUCAAAGCACGCCUCUUCUUUUAAAGACCACGAUACGCCUUUGAGAGAAACUUGUGCUUGUUUGUUUUGUUUUCUUCCUCUUUUUCUCUCGCUCAUCUGCAUCCCACUCGAGUUUCUUUAACUUGAGCAGUGCGUGUCCACCGACUGGGCUCCACCUUUGGCUUGGGUCUAUCCUCAAGAUCAGCGAAGAGACGUUCAAGCCUCUGGUAGGGAAGACAGUGUUAGGGUCCAUCACAGCCAUCGAGUUCUUCUCUGACAGACACCUGGACUUCCUAACAGAUGAAGGAGCCUGUCAGCCGUAUCAGGAUGAGUUGGACAGUUUAAGUCCUGUUUUUAGGGACUAUCCACAUCUCCAUGAAGAAGUGAAAGCGUGGGUGAAAGACCAAAAAGUUCAGGAAAUUUUUAUGCAAGGUCCCUAUUCGUUGAAUGGCUACCGUGUACGAGUUUACAGACAGGACUCAGCCACCCAGUGGUUCACGGGCAUCAUCACCCACCACGAUCUCUUCAGCCGCACUAUGGUUGUCAUGAAUGACCAGGUACUAGAGCCUCAGAACGUUGACCCCUCCAUGGUACAGAUGACCUUUCUGGAUGAUGUGGUCCAUUCUUUACUAAAAGGAGAGAACAUCGGUAUCACGUCACGACGCAGGUCUCGCUCUAGCCAGAACAGCAACACUGCCCACCAGACCACAGGAGGGAGACCAAGCGGCUCUACAGGAAUCACUCAGGGUCAUUACACACGUGCCCAGGCCAAUAGCCCCAGACCCGUGAUGAAUUCUUCUGGCUCCACCCCCAAACAGGCCUCUCAGGCUCAGCAGCAGCAGCAACAAUCUCAGCAUGCUCAGCAGCAGCUAUCUCAGCAACACCAGCAGCAGCAGUCCUCACCAGGUCAACAGCGUGGCUCGCGAUCUUCACGUCGGAAAGGCUCCGACAGUAGUGUUCCAGAUGAUGAGAAGAUCAAAGAUGAAAAAACGGACAGUGGAGGAAAAGAUUCUUCUAAAAACAAAAGCAAGCAGACAAACAAGAGGAGGAAAGCAGACGAAGAGGACAAGAAGAGCGGUCUUAAGCGGCUCAAAACAGAGACAUCUGACCUCUCUGAGAGCAGCGACUCUGAGAACUCUAAUAAGCGGAGCAUAGACUCCUCAUCGGAGCCCAGUUCAGAGAAUGAGCUCAAAUGCAAGAGGACUUCAAAAGUUCCAGAGGAGGAGGAGGAGGAGGAAGAGGAGAAGUCCCAGGGAUCAUCCAAGCCUGUGGAUGAGUUGAGUGUAAUCAACAGGCUAUCUCCCUGGGAUGAGAUGCAGGAUAAAAGCAGCAAGCCGGUGGCCAUGGAGGUGGCUCAGCUGGCAGAGAGCGAGAGGUCAGGAGAAAGGAGAUCUCCGCUGACUCCUCCGGCCUCCUGUACACAAAACCAACCCUCUGGACCGACAGAGGUCCAAAGCUGCAUUGUCGAGACGAAAAGCACUGUGAAAACCCUCCCCAAGGACCAUUAUGGCACCGGAACACCUCGGACGCACACGCCCAAGUGCGUGAUUGAUAUCACAGAGGAUGCCAACACUCAGUCUAGUUCCAGAGAGAACUCUGAGGCUGUAUCGGCCCUGCUGGCAUCACAGAAGUGUGAUGCUUACGUCCCUGAAUCCAGACAUUUGGUGCUAAACACCUCCCACUCAGAGUGCAGGAGGCCGGAUGGCGAGCAGCAGCAGAAUGCUCGUAUCAUAGGCGGUAAAAUCGAAUUCACCCACUCUGAGGUCAUAAGGCCAGUGACAUCAGUGAGUGAGUCAGCAGCCCUGGGCGAGAGAGGGAAGCUCCAGCAGCAGUUCACAUCUAUGGUUAUUAAAAAUGCCUUGUUAACCGAGGACAUCAAGAAAACCCAUAAACUCAGUCCUUCCCCUGACCUGCCCAAACCUAAGUCCAACUCAUCCCCUGACAUUCUCAAGCCCAAGUGCAAUCCUUCACCUGAUAUCAUCAAGUCAAAAACCCAGAGUGUUCAUGAAACCUCCAAGCCCAAACCAAAUACAUCUCCUGAGGUGUCCAAACAUAAACCUCGCCACCCUGAAAACCCACCUACAACAGGCCGCUUGCCACUCAAACCCGAGCCAGACAUACCCCGCUCUAGUUUUAAGCCUGUGCCAGCCCGAGGGGGGCCAUCGGAAUCAAGGAAAAGCCCACUUGUCGACAAAAAUGAGCCUUUUACAGUGUACCGAGACCCUGCGUUGAUGCGUCCUGAAUCAGAUAGCAACCACAUGACUUACCUGCACCCACACCUGCAUCCACUACAUGGUUCUUCUCAUGCCACGUGUCUCACGCCCAGCUCGCAUCACCCGUCCCACCUCCUCCCUUCUUCCUCCAUGAGCCACUCUGUGCACCACCCACACCUUCUGCCCACGGUACUGCCCACAAUUCCACCAGGAUCUCUUCUGAGCAGCCAUUCACGGCUGGACUCCCCUGGACUCGGGCACUUGGCUUUAGCCCACCACCAUUCCCACCAACAGCAGCAGUUCCUCCAGCAGCAGCCAUCCCCAUCCCUGCUGGCCCAAACGCAUGGAGGUGCCUCAUAUAAUCAGCUUGGUCUCUACCCCAUCAUCUGGCAAUACCCAAACGGUACGCACUCCUACCCACCUGGAUACAAGUGGGUACAUCCGGAAAAUGCUGUCAAUUCAGACUCCAGCCUACGGAGGCAGAACACUUCCAGCCCCUGGCUGCACCAGUCCACCCCUGUAACCUCAGCAGACAGCAUGGGGAUUUUGAGCCAUGUUCCGGGCAGACCAGCCAGUGCAGAUCCUCAUCGACCCAUCAAGAUCAGCUCACACUCCAGCCCACCGCUCUCUAAAACCCCUGGAGAGCUCCACAAAGAAGAUCAGGAGAAGAAUGUGUUUGUGGACCCUAUACGUAGCUUGGCAAAUGCCCACCAGAAGCAAGAGUCGGACCGCAGCCGGACGCCUACCAACAAGGAGCUGCACCGUUUCUACAUGGAGCCCCCCCCCAGCAAGCAGCAACUACCACCACGCAUGCCUCAGGGUGGACCAGACCGUACCAUCAAAUAUAAGGAAGAAAACCGCCGCAUUCUUAGAGAGAGCAUUGAAAUGGCCCCCUUCACUGCCAAGAUCUGUGCCGGAGAGACCGAGCGUGAAUCCUACCCCCGAAUUUCAUCCCAGCCCAAAAGCCAUGAGAAAGAGGUAGAGCACUCUGUGGCUGAUCUGUACAAGUACAAACACUCUGUAUCUCAGUCCCUCCCUCAAACCAACUACUUCACCACUCUGUCAAAUAGUGUUGUAAACGAGCCACCACGACUUUUCCAAUCCAAAGAUCUCAAUCCGUACUUUGACAAAGCAAUCGCAGUCUCUAGCCCUUUGUCCUUGGGCUCGUACAACUCUAGUCACACCAAGUCUUUGUCCAAGCCUCCCCCUCUCAUUAAGCACCAGCCAGAGGGAGAGGGACUGGUGGGCAAGAUUACCGAACAGCUCAGUCAACAAGCACCCAUACACUCACUCAGUACCUCAGUGGUGACGGUCAGUGAACGCUGCAGCCCGGCUAUCUCUCCCUCCAGUCAGCCCAAGGGCAUGCCAGCCUUGCGUAGAGCGCCGGUCUUUCACCCGCCCACCCAGCAGGCGCUUGACCGCAAGGAGGGGGCCUACGGUCGCCUUUCCCCACCUACGCUCACCCCCAUCCAGCCCGUCAGCUCAGCGGGGAAGGUGUCGGAACAGCAGAAGCCGCCCACCCUGCUCCCAGAGCUCAGGGAUGAGAAAAGCGGAGCCGAGCUGGGCUCGGCUGAAUCCUGCCGGCCUGGCGGGGAAGCAAAGAGCCACGAGAAAGUGGCCUGGCAUUCAGAGAAUAGCCAAGGGAAGCCACAGGCAGCCAUGGCAUCUGUUAUUGUCCGCCCUUCUACUUGCAUAAAAUAUGAUGGCUCGCCAGGUCCCAAGAUGGCCUCCAAAGAGCAGCUCAGUAGCAGAUUGUUUGCUGGCCGCACUCAGGCAGACUGCCUGAAAGUGGCCGAGAGUAGGGAAUCUGGGAGAGUCAUCCUACCAAACACGAAUUUGGAAGAUCCCAGCGAUCAGUACAACAAAAACCUGAUUAGAGCGUCACCGGGUGUCAUUCCCAGCUCAGUGGCAGUUGUUGCCAAUUCUGUGUGCAACACUAGGACUAAUGAAGCCAUUGCUACUGCCAGCAGCACGUUUAGCACGCAGAGCCACAAUGGAGCAGAUCUGUCAUUCUCCAUCUCUGGCACUAGUGGUAGUAGCAGACUGGAAAGCUCUGCUUCCAAAAGCCGCCCUCCCACUGUUGUUGAGUCGCAGGAGGGAGGCUCAAGAACCACCUCCCCUAGUGCGCUCCCUCUGGUCGGCUCUGCUGGCCCCACACAGGCCUACUCAAGGAACUUUGUUCACCUGAAGAAGGCCAAAGCAGCUCUGGCUGCAGCUCAGUCUCGUGGUUCCAGUAGCGCCUCAGAGAGUGAAAGUGGUAGCGUCAGAUCCUCUCAGGACUCGCCCACCAUCGCCCAGGAUAAUUCCACGCCUAGCAAUCCUGCCAGCAAAGCCAGCCCGGUGCCCAAUGGACAGCCAGCGCAGGUGUGCCAGUCUAACUAUCACAAGCUCAAGAAAGCCUGGCUCACGCGACACUCGGAGGAGGACAAAAACACAAACAAACCUGAAAAAUGCGGGAAUGCCAUUUCUGAGCUAAUUAAACCAUGCUCCGUCAACCUGAUUGCCCCUGCAUCUAGUGAUGUGGAUGUGGGCAAGGAUAGCAAAGGACAAGAGGACAAGCUGUCCCAGGAGGACAGAAAGACACGCCGUACCCCCAAGCGCCCAUACGAAUCGGGCUCGGAGAGCGGCGAUGACUCAGACUCUAGCGAGAGCAAGCUUGAACAAAGGACUAAAAGGCAACCCAAGCCCACUUACAAAAAGAAGCAGAACGACAUGCAGAAAAGGAAAGGAGACAAUGAGAAGGAGGAGGACGAGGUAAAGCCAAAUGGUAUUUUCCGGAGUGCUAAGGAAAAAACCAAACUCAAGCUGGCCAGUACCAAUGGCAUUCCCCGAUCAGUACUGAAAGACUGGAGGAAGGUAAAGAAACUAAAGCAGACGGGUGAGUCCUUCCUGCAGGACGACUCGUGCUCUGAAAUUGGGCCCAACUUACAGAAGUGCAGGGAGUGCCGCUCCAUCCGCACCAAGAAAGGAGAGGAGUCUGCCCAUUCACCCGUCUUCUGCCGCUUCUACCACUUCCGCCGCCUCUCGUACAGUAAGAAUGGAGUGAUCCGGAUUGAUGGCUUCUCCGCUCCUGAUCAAUAUGAUGAAGAGGCACUCAGUCUCUGGGCCCCAGAGGGUUAUGAAGAAAACAACCUGGACCUGGAGACUUCAAAAUACAUCCUCAGCUACAUUGGAGACAAAUUCUGUCAACUGGUUAUGACUGAGAAUACAGCAACUACAUGGAUAAAGAAAGAUGCCAAGAUCGCCUGGAAGAGAGCGGUGCGUGGAGUGAGAGAGAGCUGCGACGCAUGUGAAGCCACAUUGUUUAACAUUCACUGGGUCUGCCAAAAAUGUGGAUUUGUGGUGUGUUUGGACUGUUACAAGGCCAAGGAGAGGAAAAGCUCCAAAGAUAAAGAGCUGUACGCCUGGUUGAAGUGUGUCAAGGGACAGCCUCAUGAUCACAAGCACCUGAUGCCAACACAGAUCAUUCCAGGAACUGUUCUAACGGACUUGGUGAACGCUAUGCACAUGCUCAGGGAGAAGUACAGCAUUAAAUCACACUGCUCCUGUGCUUGGAAGCAGAACACCCUGUACAACAAGCUGCCGUCCACCAAUGGCGUCUCCCAGGUGUUACAAAACGUGCUAAAUCACAGCAACAAGAUCUCUCUGUGUAAGCCUGAGGGAGGCCAGCAAAACUCCUCUCUGAAGGUAGAGGCCAACGGAGGGAGCAGUCCCGCCAGCGACACCAGCACCGACAGCAAGUUCACCCCACCCGAGUCCCAAUCACCUCUGCACUUCCUGGCCGAUCUGGCCGAGCAGAAAUCCCGUGAGGAAAAGAAGGAAAAUAAGGAGUCAGGUGUUGGAAAGAUAAAGGAGGAGAAGGAUCAAUCAGAUGCUUUGGAGUCUCUGCACAGUAAAACAUCUUCCCUGGAGCAGGGAUCAACCCUACGAGACCUCCUCACCACCACCGCAGGCAAGCUGCGCCUGGGCUCCACUGAUGCCGGCAUUGCGUUCGCUCCUGUGUACUCCACUGCCUCGCAGAUUGUCAAGAGUGGCCGCAGCAUGCCCAAUAUCCUGGAUGACAUCAUCGCCUCUGUGGUGGAAAACAAGAUCCCGGCAGGCCGUGGCACCAAGCUGAACCUGAAGCAUGAGCCUCUGGAGGAGCCCAAAGCUGAGAGAAAAAAAGCAGUGGAAGAACCUCCCAAACUAUAUGCUGACAUCCCGCACUGCUGGCUCUACGAGCGCAGGCUGCUCUGGCUCAAAGACCACCGCAACAACAACAACUGGAAACUCUUCAGAGAGUGCUGGAGACAAGGACAGCCGGUGCUGGUCUCUGGGGUGCACAAGAAGCUCAACGCCAGCUUGUGGAAGGCAGAAUCCUUCAACCAAGAGUUUGCUGACCACCAGGGAGACCUCUUGAACUGCAAGGAUGGAGUAAUGUCCAACUCAGGCGUCAAAGAAUUCUGGGAUGGCUUUGAAGAUCUCACGAAGCGGCCCAAGUCUAAAGAUGGAGAAACUGUGGUGUAUCGACUGAAAGACUGGCCUUCAGGGGAAGAGUUUAUGGCUUUGAUGCCCUCCAGGUAUGAUGAUCUCAUGAAAAACCUCCCAAUGCCCGAGUAUUCAGACCCCGAGGGGAACCUCAACCUGGCAUCCCAUCUGCCCUCCUUCUUUGUGCGGCCAGACCUGGGCCCUCGCCUCUGCUGCGCUUACGGUGUGGCGGCAUCUCAGGAGCAGGACUUUGGCACUGCUAACCUGCAUAUGGAGGUGUCGGACAUCAUCAGCGUGUUGGUUUACGUAGGAGUGGCCAAAGGGAAUGGUGUCCUCUCCAAAACGGGAGUGCUAAAGAGGCUGGAGGAGGAAGAUCUGGAUGACAACGUGAAGAAAAGAUUAAAGGACUCAAGCGAGACUCCCGGAGCCUUGUGGCACAUCUACACGAGCAAAGACGGCGAGAAGAUUAAAGAGUUCCUGCACAAGGUGGCUAAAGAGCAGGGUGUGGAGAUCCCAGCGGAUCAUGACCCGAUCCGUGAGCCAGGCUGGUACUUGAGCCGUAAGCUGCGUCAGCGGCUGCUGGAUGAAUACGCCAUUCAGGGCUGGACUGUGGUGCAGUUUCUGGGUGAUUCAGUCCUGAUCCCUGCUGGAGCUCUGCAUCAGGUGCAAAACCUGCACAGCUGCGUCCAGGUGAUCAAUGACUUCGUCUCUCCGGAGCACGUGGUGCAUUCGUUCCACUUAACCCAGGAACUCCGAUCCUCCAAAGAGGAAAUCAACUAUGAAGAUAAGCUACAGGUCAAGAACAUCUUUUACCACUGCGUGAAGGAUGCCGUGGGAACAUUAAAGAGGUGCUGCGCCGAGGAAGAGGAGGAGACGAACUCAUGACACUCGUCGACACGUUCCCCCAAAUAUGCACACUAACGCUCACACCGCGAACCUCUAGUGCCAAGCAGAGAAAAACCACCAGUAAACUGUAUUUAUUUGUUACUGACACCACAGCAGUAUAGCGCAUCAGGAUGACUGUGAUCGACACGCCACACAUCUGAAGAAUCGAGUGUGUUUGUUUGUCUGUUUGGUUUCGUUCCCCUUUUGUUCUUUCAUACUGUACAGUUUCAGUGGAGAAUCGUAUUUAUUUUUUAGGAGUUCUGCACUCUGUUCUCGAUCAAAUGUAAAUGUGACUUGUACAGUUUGCUAAUGGAUUUCUGACGGCGCUCACUACUUUGGAGACUUGGAGUAACUGUGAGAGAGAUCCGCCGUUUCGUGUCCUCAUGCCAUAUCUUUUGAGAAAAAGAACUGCCAAACAAUUGUAAACAUUGUAAAGUUCUAUUAUGUAAAGAAAGACUUAACUCACUUCAGCAUUUAUUAAGAAGUAUUCACUGUAAAAUGGAGACAUUUACAAAAAAAAGUUGUAAUUUAUUUAAGAAAAAACUCUCGUUUCCUUUUUUUUUUUAUGUUCAGAUUUACUAUGGCGAACUUUUGAAGUUCAAUGGAAAAAGCAAAUCGUACUAUGCUGUGUAAAUAUAUACAUAUAUACAUUCACUGAUGUAUUUUUUUAAACAUGGCUUGCUUCAAUUUCAAAUUUUAAAGUGCAAGUGUUACAUGCUUUGUACAUUGAAGUUCAAAGGGGUUUUACAUUUUCCAUUAAAAUGGAUUUAUCAAA
Messenger RNA from Onychostoma macrolepis, 8770 nucleotides. RefSeq names its product jumonji domain containing 1Cb (gene jmjd1cb). The coding region runs from base 856 to 7995 and encodes 2379 amino acids. Lineage: Eukaryota; Metazoa; Chordata; Actinopteri; Cypriniformes; Cyprinidae. Gene Ontology annotation, biological process: regulation of transcription by RNA polymerase II. Gene Ontology annotation, molecular function: transcription coregulator activity; chromatin DNA binding; histone H3K9 demethylase activity. Gene Ontology annotation, cellular component: histone deacetylase complex; chromatin. The transcript is spliced from 26 exons. The record is from RefSeq and is a predicted model, not a curated record.